Molecule: messenger RNA, 1199 nt
Organism: Brassica oleracea var. oleracea
Lineage: Eukaryota; Viridiplantae; Streptophyta; Magnoliopsida; Brassicales; Brassicaceae
Product: extensin
Exons: 1
Coding region: 56-1063 (335 amino acids)
Source: RefSeq, a predicted model, not a curated record
UAUCAUAUACCAACUUACUAAGUCGUUUACACAACCCAAACCCUCAUUCUAAGAGAUGGGGUCUCACACACAAAACCUCUCUUUUCUUAUCCUCCUUCUCCUAGGCUUCCUUGCUGUCUCAUUCGCUUGCGAAUGUAGCCCUCCUAAACCAUCACCGAGCCCCCACAAACCGCCUAAACAUCCCGUCAAACCGCCUAAACCACCAGCAGCCAAACCACCAAAACCACCGGCAGUAAAACCUCCUAAACCCCCCACCAAACCUCCCACCCUUAAACCACACCCCCACCCUAAACCUCCCACUAAACCCCCCACCGUUAGACCACACCCACACCCUAAGCCCCCUACCAAACCUCAUCCCAUCCCAAAACCGCCCACCGUUAAACCACCACCCUCCACCCCCAAACCGCCCACCAAACCACCCACCGUUAAACCACCCACCGUUAAACCACCUCCAUCCACCCCUAAGCCGCCCACCAAACCACCCACCCUCAAACCACCACCCUCCACCCCAAAACCGCCCACCAAGCCACCCACCGUCAAACCACCUCCGUCCACCCCUAAACCACCUACCCACAAGCCACCAACAGUGUGCCCACCGCCAACACCAACACCAACACCAAUCCCACCUGUUGUAACGCCACCAACACCACCAACACCAACUCCACCAGUCGUUACGCCACCAACACCAGCCCCACCUGUUGUAACGCCACCAACACCAACACCAACACCACCGGUCGUAACGCCACCGACACCAACCCCUCCUGUCGUAACACCACCAACACCAACUCCACCUAAGCCAGAAACGUGCCCAAUCGACACGUUGAAGCUAGGCGCUUGUGUAGACGUUCUUGGAGGUUUGAUUCACAUCGGGCUUGGUGGAAGUAGCGCCAAGAAAGAGUGUUGUCCGGUUUUGGGAGGCUUAGUUGACUUAGACGCAGCCGUUUGUCUAUGUACCACCAUUAAAGCCAAACUUCUCAACCUCGACCUUAUUAUCCCCAUUGCUCUUGAGCUUCUUAUCGACUGUGGAAAGACUCCGCCACCUGGCUUCAAAUGUCCCUCUUGAUGAAUGAAGUGUCUCUCUAUCGUGUUUUUCUUUCUUUCUUUCAAGAAUUUGUUAGUUUGAUAAUCUCUUGGGUGAGGUUAAUUUGCGUGUGUGGGACCUUUAAUCACUUGUUUUGUUGUACAAUAAAAGGCUAUGU